AAUUCAAGAUGAUUUACAGCACAAGCAAGAACUUUAUAAGAAAAAACAGGAACAAAAAGACUCCGUAGUUGCUGCUGAACGGCUUCAUGAGACUGUAUUUGCAGGACAAAUAGAACUAAGUCAUAUAAAAGAGAGAAAAAUCAUGUCAAGCCAUCAAGGUGAUCUAGACUACGGAAAAGAUUUGGAUAGAGAGAAAGAGGAACAGAAGUCUAGUGUACAUAAGACUGAGAUUACUAAAAAAAUGACUGCAGAUAUUUCUAGAAAAAUAAAACUAAGUAAUAAGAGACAAGAAGCAUUAAAGGAAAUUGAAGAUGAUCUACUACACGAACAAAAGUUAGAUAUUGAAAAAGAAAUACGAAAACACACUAGACAUACACUUGAAAUGGUUCAAAGAGAUGAUAUUUCAAGAAAAAGUAGUACAUCUGAUAUAGAAGAGGAAGCGAUAAUACCAAUUCAAGAUGAUUUAGAAGAUGAGCAAGAACUUGAUAAUGAAAAACAACAACAAAAAGACUUACGUCAAAAAAGUAUGUCAAGUCAUCAAGAUGAUUUAGAUUACGGAGAAGAUAUGUAUAAUGACAAAGAGGAACAGCAGUCUAUUGCACAUAAGCCUAAAAUGACCAAAAAAGUGUCUGCUGUUGUUUCAAGAAAAAUAAAACCGACUAGCACUAGACAAGAAGCAAUAAUAGAAAUUCUAGAUAAUCUACAGCAUGAACAAAAAUUAGAUAGCGAAAGAGAAACACGAAAAUACACUGAAAAUGAUUUCAAAUUGGUGCAAAAAAUAUCUAAUGUUAAUAUAAGAAAACCACUUCCUCAACUGGUGGUACGAUUGGAGAAAUUUGAUUUCAGUAUAUACCAGAAAGAAACAGCUAAAGAGUUAACUUUUGUACAAACAUUCGUACAAAAUGAAAAGUACCCUAAAUAUAUCAGUGAAACUAGCUCAAUCGAUUCAACGAUCAAUUUAUCGGAAAAUCAAGAGAUCGUUCAAAAUCAACAAAAUUCAGAAAAUGAAGAGGGCUACGAUAUAGAUGAUGUUGAAAGAUCUUUGGAAAAGAUGUUUCAAUUCGUGGAUGCGGGAAGUACCACAGUCCAGAAAAAGAAAACCAGUGAUGACAAAAUAUCGGUAGAGAGAAAAGAAAAAAGUAAAGGAAGCAGUCUCUCUUCCGCAACGCUCCAAGAUUCCAUACUUGAAAUGAGUCGUACUACAGACACGAGCAAUACUAUUAUUAGACGAAAAAGAAAGUUCUGUAAUCCCAAUGAUAUUACUAUACUCCCCGACCAAGACGACGAAGUUGAGAGGAGUAGAAGAAGGUUAACUAAAGGAAUCUCUUCUUCCAGAGGAAUUAGAUUUACGUAGAUCGAAUAUAAUCGAAAAACAAAAACAUUCAACCCCAGAGAAGACCAAAGAACUAUCCCAAUCCAAGAGCUCUAUCGAAGAAGAUGACAAUUUAGAUUUAGAUAAAGUAAAUCUUCAGAAAUCAAAUACUAGUAGCAUAGAACAUACUCCAACAAAUUCCGUCAGAGAAGAUCGUGAACCAUCAAAUUCCCUUACUAAACGACAUGCUGAAGAGCAUCUGCUAAGGUCUUCUAGAAGGGAAAAGACCAAAAAGAAAACCAAUGAUCGUUCACCGUUUAAUACGUUACACAAAAAACGAAGACACGAACGAUUCGCUAAGGUAAACGAAGAUGACAGAAGUAUGUUGAACAGAUCGUUGCACAAAAUUUUUGGUUGGCCAGAUGAUGACAGAAGUUUCUUCAAGGAAAUUCUUUCUAAAACGUGUGUAAACGAUGUCUCCAAGGACAUAAGCUCAAAGUCUAAGCUCAGAAACUCUAUUAAUGCCGAUAAAUCAAAAAGUAGAAAUUAUGCAGAAUCGAGUGGUGUCAAAGAGAAAUUUAAAAAGAAAAAGAGAAUACCAAACCAUCAAAUUCGUUACGCAGAUCUUCACAAACCAAAUAACAGUGUUAUGCAAUUUUUGAAGGAUAUCGAAGAUGAUGUAAAUGAUGGAGAAAGUUUGAUGGAAAUGCUUCGUGCAAAAAAAAUGAAAAAGAAUAUUGUAAACAAGUCUCAAUUAAAGAAUAAGAGUAUUAGAUAUAAAACAAAAACAUCCACUAAUAGUUGAUGUUCUGAUUGUUCUUAACUGCAUUAAACUAUUUUGGAUUGUUUUUUAAGUCACAAACCAAUAUUGCUGGAAAAUAAAGUGAUGCUAAUCAAAAGGAUAUCAUAAUACCUGUAUUAAGAACCACGAUAGAGAAAUCUAAGUGAUCUGAAAAAUACUACUAGUCUAUUGCUAGUCUACAUAAAAUUUUAUUUAAUACCUUAUGUUUAAGAUUACCUAUAAAUAUUAUUUAUUUCUAUAUUCUAAGAUUUUUCUAUAUUCACAUUGUAUAUUUUAGAAUGGAUCAUAUUGAUGCCUUAAAUAAACUCAUAACAUUUAUAAAUAUACUGGGUACCUAAUCGACACUUGUACCUGAUUGAUAAUAAUGUUCAUAUUUGUUGUCUCGUUUUUAGUCUGAAAAGUUCUUGACCUCGGAGUGACCUUUCAGAGAAAUUUUAUUUUUUAUCACAGUAUAAUCUUAUAUCAAUACAUUCCAUCCAUCAGAAUUUCAAUACUGUUAUCCCCUCUAUAUAGUGUUCUUUCAGAAUGCUGCAUAGCACUGAUAUACAGCAGCAAAGGCCAAUUCUUAUUGGAUGAAAAGCAAUGUUUCCAAGUUUUGGGAUUAGAUGAAAAUAGGAGAGAAUAUAGUGGAUGUUACUUCACUAGUGGUGCAGAUAACUCAAUUUCCGUUCAUUAGAAGUUAGAGUUCAAAUUUUUUCAAGCUUUCUUGCCGAUUGCACCAUUAUCGUGAUAUUUGCAACUAAGAUUCCGGUACUGGUUUUUGUUUGGUUUGGAGUGUGAAGUAGUAAAUCCAAAUUUCAUCCAUUGUCGCCUUUAUAUCUGUUUGCUUUUCUUCAGAUAAGUGUCAUUUGAAUGCGUUUUUAUCGACAGUUGCGUUAUUCUUGCGCCAAGCUUCAUCAUCAUCUUUUGCUCGACAAUCCUCUGUGGAUCUUGGCAGGCUCCAAGUUUCUUCGUCAUUCUGUUCGAUUUCUGGCGACAUGUUACUCAACGUCUGCCUCCAAUCAACUGCUGCCUGGAAUGACUUUAAUUUUACAUCGUCUCCACUAACGCGUGUACCAAUGCGUCGAGAAAAAUUAUGCGACUAAUGUUGCAACCUCUGAACUAGGAUAAGAACUUAUCAGACCGCCUUAGUCCAUAUAUUUAUUGUCACAUUGCAGGAAUUACAUAUUAAUAUAACAUAUAAUUUGUAUAAUAUUUUAAAAUAAAAAACCCAAGUAUAAUGAUAACUUGUAUAAACUCAACCUUGUAUAAUAUUGUAAAUAAAAUAUUUUGUGUUA
Molecule: messenger RNA, 3391 nt
Organism: Diabrotica balteata
Lineage: Eukaryota; Metazoa; Arthropoda; Insecta; Coleoptera; Chrysomelidae
Source: the annotation of a GenBank genome assembly